Phytophthora sojae is the source of this 1317-nucleotide messenger RNA. RefSeq lists its product as hypothetical. The record is from RefSeq and is a predicted model, not a curated record. Lineage: Eukaryota; Oomycota; Peronosporomycetes; Peronosporales; Peronosporaceae. Bases 1 to 1317 code for a protein of 438 amino acids. The transcript has 4 exons.
AUGUUAGACUUCUCCGACCAAGCGUCGGUCGUGUCCGGACAGACCGUCACCUCCAUCACCAUCCGGGCGGGUGACCGCGCUUGGGGAUAUCGGCACCUACAGCUCAGACAUUCACACAUGGAGGAAAUGGCGGAACCGACAACACUCUCGCUUGCAGAGGGUGAGAACAUCAAUUAUAUAGAGGCUCAUUGGGGCGAGAAGGACGGCCACACGAGAGUAUUCUACCUAAACUUCGGAACAAGUGCUGGCAACUCGGUCUCUGGCGGCUCACAGACCGACUCGAAGGGAUCAGUGUCAGCACCCGAGGGGUAUCAACUGGGAGGGUUCUUUAGACGUGACGGCGAUGAAAUCGAUACGCUGGGCGCUAUCUGGUCGAGUAUUCAAGCUGCAGAUGACACUCCAGGCACAGUCGCUCCGACCGACAUACUGGAUAGUACAGCAGGAUCAGCUUCAGCGGCAGCUCCGCCUGCCACCUCCGAACCUGCACCUACGGCCACUUCAGGUUCUAGCCCUAUGAGUGCACCAGCGUCUGCUACCGGAUCAGGAUCCGCACCAGCUCCAGCUCCAGCGGCUCCAAGUUCGCCCAAAUCGUCAGCAGGUUCAGGAUCUGCUGCUCCAGUAGCUCCAGCUCCGUCCGGAUCUUCAGGCUCCAGUGCCCCAGCGCCUUCCGGUCCUGCAGUGCGGCUCAGUGAGACCUUUGGUGGUCCCCAUGGUAACGAAUUCACGGAUCAAGCCGCCGCUACGUCAGGCCAGACUAUCACUUCGCUCUCUGUUCGUGGUGCCGCCCGCAUUGACGGUCUCACUCUUGAAGUUUCUGGACCAAAACCUCAGACGUUCACCCACGGAGGCACUGGAGGAGAUCCGUACACGCUCAAGCUCGGCGAAGGCGAGUUUAUCACGUCGAUGGAAGCUCACUGGGGAACGCAGACGGAUGAAAAGGGCUCAGUUACUGCCCCUGACGGCUAUCAACUUGGAGGGUUCUUCGGUCGUGACGGUGACGAGAUCGACCUCCUUGGAGUCGCUCAGGAACGGCAGCCAGUGCGGCAGUGGACGUGUCGGACCAAGACAUUGUACUCAGUGACCCCUCACGGCAACGCGUUCUCGGAUAUCGACUCGAUCAAGUUCUUGCAGACUGUAAGUUCGAUCACGAUCCGCUCUGAUAAGCGCGUGGACGCUAUCACGUUGCAAGUCCUGGCGUUGAAGCUUUACGACCACCGCGAGUUGAAGCUGUACGACCACCGCGAGUUGAAGCAGCACGACCAGCGUGACUGGUUCGUGAGUUCGACGACCUACUGGCUUCACGACGCGCAGCGUUAA